GCGAAGCGCGUGUGUCCCGGGCUCCGAGGCGCUUUUCUUCGUGGUGCUGAUCGCUAUGGGGUCUGAGACGAGAGCAGGGAGGACGCCGUGGCUGCUCUUCACGUUGGUGAUCCUGCGCUCCCUGGCAUUGGGCUGGGGUGACGUGCACAGCGCGAAUCCUAAAAUUGAAGUUGCUGAGAAUAAUCCCGUCACACUGUCCUGCUCCUUCUCGGGCUUCUCCUCGCCCCGUGUAGAGUGGAAGUUUACCAACAGGACCGGCACCACCCUUGUCUGCCAUGACAGUAAGAUCACAGCUUCCUUUGAGGACCGGGUCACACUCUCAGGUGCUGACCUCCACUUCAAAUCUGUGACCCGGAAUGACAAUGGGACAUACACCUGUAUGGUCACUGAUCAUGAUGGCAACACCUAUGGGGAGGUCAACGUCUAUCUCACUGUGCUGGUGCCUCCAUCCAAGCCAACAGUCAGCAUCCCCUCAUCUGCCACCAUUGGGAGCCGGGCGGUGCUGAUCUGCUCAGAGAAUGACGGUUCCCCACCCUCCAAGUACUACUGGUUCAAGAACGGGGUGCCGUUACCUUUAGAGCCCAAGAACAACCGCGCUUUCAGCAACUCUUCUUAUACCCUGAAUGAACACACAGGGGAGCUGAUCUUUGAUCCUCUGACUGCCACUGAUAGUGGAGACUACUCUUGCCAGGCACAGAAUGGGUUCGGGUCACCCAUGAAGUCGGAUGUGGUGCACAUGGAAGCUGUGGAGUUGAACGUGGGGGGCAUUGUGGCGGCUGUCCUGGUAACCCUCAUUCUCCUUGGAUUGUUGAUCUUUGGCAUCUGGUUUGCCCAUAGCCGAGGCUACUUUGACAAAGCAAAGAAAGGGACCUCAAGUAAGAAGGUGAUUUAUAACCAGCCCAGCACCCGCAGUGAGGGGGAUUUCAAGCAAACCUCUUCCUUCCUGGUGUGACCCUGGCCCCUGGUGUGACCCUGGCCGUCUGUCUCCUGUCCUCUGCUCGCCUUCCUCAGGUGCUACAGACUCUGGCCCUGACUCUAGUUCACAGGAUGCCUUGCUUCUCACCCCCACCGUGGCCUCUUUUAUUUUCCGGAGGAUGUGUUUUUAAUACUGCCAGCCCCUUACUCUUUCACGUUCCCCACUAACUUCCCACCACUGCUGAGUGGCCUGGACUUGUUUAAAGUUUUCGUUCCCCACCCCCACAAGGGACGAGGCAACAGUCACCAGUGAUGCCUGUUGAUUUCCCUGUGCUGGCCACUCACUCCCCACUGGCCUAUAGUGGCCCUUGAAUGGGAAUCUUGAGCCCAGGUCCUUGGCUUUCCUCUGAGGCUGGUCCCAGCUUUUCUAAUGGGGACAGGCGGCUGGAACAGCAGAAAUGAGUGUUUUGAGGUGACAUAGCGUCUCUUCGUUCACCGGAGCCCACUCUUCUGUCUUCUACGAAGACCCUGUUGAACACCAGCAGGCCAACCUGACUGUCGGUAGCAAACAGGAGCCUUUGUUGAGAACAUGCUGAGCUUUCAGGAGAUACAGCUGUAAAGCCGUAAACCGCUGAUGUAAAGAGCUGGAGCUGUUUCUCAAGCCAUCCCUCUUCCCUUGGCUGGAACAAUGGGACAGAUCCUUUUACGAUGUCUGCAGGGAUAUUUUAGGGACCUGUGAGAUUGUCUUAGCUGAGCUCGAGUGUGCAUGAUGUGUGUGCGUGCCUGCAUUACCUUAGCUCUGUGGUGAUACUAAAAGGGAGGAGGGCUUCUGAGUUCUUUGAUGAGGUUGUGUGUGUGCACGUGUGUUUAUCUGUAUAUAGCUGGCUAUUGUUGGAAAUAAAAAUCUGGUAUGUCAGAGCUGCUUCUUGUAGGGAAUGGGGGCAGCAAAGUGCCCUGGCUUCUUUGUACAAACAGAUCCCUUAAAGCUCUGCCUCCAGCUUCCUGUGCUGUCCCCACCCUGCUUCCUCCCUAGUUCCUGUGCAAGGCAGAGCUACCAAGCACUGGACCACAUUCCAGAGCAACCUGAGACACACCUUGCUCAAGUGGGAGUUGCCAGGGCCAGGCUGCUGCUGGGGUGCUGAUGGGGUACUGGCCUCUUAAUCCCAGUGAGAGGACAAAGUUCCCCCUCCAACCUCACUCCAGCUAGGUGCACUGAGGGGCUUCUCUCAGACCUCAGGAAAGCCCUCUCCAAGGCCUGUGGCAGGGGAUUCUCACACUUGGAGAAGAACCGCUUUAGUAGUAGGAUAGAAUAGUGACUACUCUAUUUAGUGGGGUAGAUGCUUGAGAAAAUCUGAAUGAACAAUUAAGGACAAGCAGGUGGCCCAUCAUUGCUGUCUUCCUUCCCAUCUGGACCCUUCCUUGCCCUUAAGUUUCUACUUUCCUCUACCACAAUCCCUAGUCUAUUUAUUAACUAGCAAGAGGGCAAAUUGGGGUCCUCAUCUUGCUUUAUUUCUUUCACUGGUGGGGUAUUAAAUGCUAGUAGGCCCGGUUCUAUUGCUUAGUUGAAAACCCCUAGCAGAAUUAGGAGUUUCUUCGCUGUCAGAGGCAAAAGGAACAACAUCAAAUGAAACCAUCCAUUAAGGGUCAUGCAUCAAUAGAAAAAAAUAAAAUUUCCAGAUGGAAAUAAAAUCUAAUUAGACAAUAAAAGAUCAUAAAACGGUUCAGUAAGAAUAAGAUUUUUACAGUAUGUUUCAGUUCCCUGUUAGGGCCAGGGAUGGGGAGGGAGGCCACAGGGAAAGAUGAGUCAGGGCUCCUGUGGGUCUGAGGUGAGUGGCUGCCUCCUCCCAGGUCACUGUCUCGAGUGAGUCAGUUAUAAUCUGCUGUGGACUUUUUUGUCUCCACUUGUAACAACUUGGGAAACAUCGUGUCUGCUUUCAUUUUAGA
This is a messenger RNA of Condylura cristata (star-nosed mole), 2859 nucleotides long. It is a transcript of the gene F11R, whose product is annotated as F11 receptor. The transcript has 10 exons. Gene Ontology annotation, biological process: cell adhesion; establishment of endothelial intestinal barrier; intestinal absorption. Lineage: Eukaryota; Metazoa; Chordata; Mammalia; Eulipotyphla; Talpidae. The record is from RefSeq and is a predicted model, not a curated record. Gene Ontology annotation, cellular component: bicellular tight junction. Bases 56 to 952 code for a protein of 298 amino acids.